ACACACACAGCAGCACAGUCGAUGUAAAUAAUUUUUGCGGCCGUAGUUCAUAGUCAACAAAUUCAACAAAAUAAAAUGAUGAAGAGUGGUGGGCUGGGGUCUCACCGGCCGUUGUCGGGUCAGCUGUACAAGUACACGAACGUGGUGAAGGGCUGGCAGCAACGCUGGUUCGCUGUGGACCCCGAGACAGGCGUGCUGUCGUACUAUUUGUUCGAUGGGCCAGGAGACACAGUGCAGCCUGGACAGCCUGCUAGGGGAGAGGCCCAUUUGGCAGCCGCUGUGGUGUGUCCAAGUGACGAGGACUCACGCACAUUCACUCUUAACUGUGCGUCAGGAGACAUGCUCAAGUUGCGUGCCACUGACGCGCGGGCGAGACAAGAGUGGGUGGACGGACUGCGGGCUAUUGCAGAGAUACAUACCAAGGCAAUGGGCGCGAACCCGCCGCUGCAGCCGCGCGAGCAGCUGGCUGUGCACGGCGCCAUGGCGUCCGCGCGACAACAACUACAGCAAACUGAACUAAGUGACGCGUCCCUCGCGCGGUGUAUCGAAUCGUCAGACUCUCCUUUCCCUCAUACAGAUCCGGACCUAUUAUUACUGAAGGCCACAUCAGCGGCAAGCAUGCAGUGCCUGCUGCAGUGCCUCGGCAUGCUUCACCGCCAGCAGCAGUACGCCACCACCAAUAGCCUCAAACACGACCACGACCAUUAAUCCCAAGCUCUCGUGACAAUGAUAAUCUAAAUUCAAUUCUAAAAUUGAAACUUCAAGGUCGUUUUUUGACUGGCAAUUUUAGAUCCCGGGUACGAGUUUCUCGCCUCAAGAGAAAGAGUAUCGUCGCGUCAAAUGUACUCGUAUGAUAGAUCGUAUAGUACGUGGUUAUUAUAUUUAUUAUUGCCUCCAAUAAUAUGUAUCAUGUGAUUUCUCGCCCCAAAACUUACGAGAAACUCGUAUUAUGUAAAUAUGAAUUUAAACACUUAUGAUUGUGUCAGAGACAAGUUACUAUCAAGACUGUAAAUUCUCUUUUGUUCUCGUAUCAAUACAAUAAUGUAGAUGACGUCACAGAGAGCGAGUUUAAGGCUAAUAAAAUUUCGGUUCUGGGGCCCGUUUCUCAAAAGCUUGUAACUUGACUAACUUGUAAUACAAGUGGAAGUCCCUGUCUAACAAAAGAUGUCAAAACGGGACUUCCACUUGCAGUGCCGGCCCGAGUCCUUGAUCAGGGUAGAGCGAAAUUGGGUUUUGGCACCCUUCUUUGAAGCAUUUUACCUAAAAGCAAAACGAACCGUAUUUUGGGCCCGCGUCAUCCACUUGUAUUACAAGCUACAAGCUUUUGGUAAACGGGCCCCUGGUACCUAUAUAGGAAUUUAAUGUAGAAGUUGUAGAAUUCUGAACAUCAUGUUUUGAGAGUAAAGCGAAAAUUGUUGGCUUAGUAUUUAUUGUAACUAACUGUACUGGAUAGAACUUGGAGAUGUUCUAUCACUAUCACAUUCCCUUAGUUGGUAGGUAAAAUUGUAAAAUGUAA
Molecule: messenger RNA, 1516 nt
Organism: Cydia strobilella
Lineage: Eukaryota; Metazoa; Arthropoda; Insecta; Lepidoptera; Tortricidae
Product: oxysterol-binding protein-related protein 11
Exons: 5
Coding region: 76-708 (210 amino acids)
Source: RefSeq, a predicted model, not a curated record